AUGCCACCAAAAGGUUGGAGAAAAAACCCAGAUGGCAGUUACCCCCAGCCCAACCGAGAAGCCGAGAUCACCUCGAUUGACGAGAUCCUCUUUCCGCGUUCUAUCAUCCAGCGGUUAGCCAAAGAUAUCCUCAACUCCAACGACGCGAAUAUGUCCAUGGCCAAAGACUCAUUGAUAGCUCUUCAAAGGUCUGCCACCGUGUUUGUAUCGCACGUGAUGUUCCACGCCCGGGCCAUCUCCAAGGCCAGUGACCGCAAGACCGUCAACGCCCAGGACAUUUUGGCAGCAUUGGAAGCAGCUGAGUAUUCAGGAUUUGUACCAGAAAUCAAGCACAAGUUGGCAUCUUUUGAAGCGGCGGUUGAGGUGAGAAAACUGGAGAAAGCAGCUUCCAGGACCGAGCCUGCCGACUUCAAUGACGUGAAGCGUCUUAAAGAUAACCUGGAAAAUGCCGUACCGGUGAUGGACACCACUCUUGAAGAUGACGAUCACUCAGACAACGGCAUCGAAGAUAAUGAUAACGACAACACGGAGGAAGUGAACGACACAAACGCGGAUGAAGAAGACGAAAUAGAGGAGGUUUCAGUGCCGAAUCCCAUUGCUGGUGUGUCCCAAGAAGCCACGGAACUAGAAGGCGUGCUGAUGGAAGAACCAGAAGAAGAAAACCAGCAAGAAGAAGAGGAUUGA
Molecule: messenger RNA, 684 nt
Organism: Yamadazyma tenuis ATCC 10573
Lineage: Eukaryota; Fungi; Ascomycota; Pichiomycetes; Serinales; Debaryomycetaceae
Gene: DPB4
Product: DNA polymerase epsilon noncatalytic subunit
Biological process (GO): heterochromatin formation; leading strand elongation; DNA damage response
Cellular component (GO): epsilon DNA polymerase complex; CHRAC
Molecular function (GO): chromatin DNA binding; protein heterodimerization activity
Source: RefSeq, a predicted model, not a curated record